UUUUUUCCGUAUUCCGUCUCGCACAAUCUCAUGAGCUUUUUGCAGCCAUCACAUCUUCACCAUAUCGACACACAGAAAACCACUGAAGGACAAGACGGCUCUCGGAAGGAACUUAAUAGGGCCAGGAGUAUGUCGAUCAACCUACCCCACCAGAGCAUGAUGCCGUCGAUCUCGUCUAUUACGCUGGACGGGCCCAAGGACAACCCCGGGGACGACCCGGACGGUCCGGACGGAGAAACGGCCGACAUCCCGCUGACGCCGGAACGGGUGGAGAAAGUGAAGGAAGAGGAGGCGAACGACGACGCCAGUGAGUCUAUCGAGGAGGUGCUAAACGACGACUUCCAUUUGCCGAAGGACGUCGGGGAAAUCAACGUGAAAGGUCAUCUCCACUUCGACGAGGAGAUGCCGCCGGACGAAACGACGCAGAACAAUACGAUGCACAACGCCAUGAUGUACCAGCUCCACGAUGAUCGGGACGACCACAGAGACCACAUCCAUCACCACCAUCACCAUGACCAUGCAGAGCAUGAGCAUGAGCGUGAGGAGAAGGAGCACGACGACAGGUCGGGGAAAAGAAGCAUCAUGUUCGACACUUACAGCCCGAACCAGGACGUGUCGCACUACCAGAUGACGAUAGUGCACGAGGACAAGCAUUUCCACUACCGGAACACAACACGGACGUUUUUGGUCCCCUACGACGACGAGAAGCCCUCUGCGGAUGCCCUGGCAUGGACGUUCACGGAGAUGGCCGCCGACAACGACAUCGUCAUUGUGCUCAAGGUCGUCUCCUUGCAGCACGUGAUGAAGUACGGGGUACAGAGCCAUCGCAAGGACUGCCAGAACUUGUUCAAGAUGGUGUGCAAGUGCAACGAAGAGCGGCGCAAGCUGAAGGUUGUCGUCGAGAUACGGAUCGGGUCCGUGGAGUACUCCUUGGCCCGUGCAUUGAAGGACUUCGACCCGACUUUCAUGGUCAUGGGCACGCGGGGCAUCCGCAAGGCGAAGCUCACGAGUUUUCUCAACGAGGACCCGUCAAUGACGAAGCACUUUCUGGACGAUGGGUGGGUGCCCGUCAUCGUGCUCAACCCAAACUACGUGCACGGCAAGGUUGCUGCCGCCGCCACCGCUGCCGCAGCGGCGACGCCGGCCAAGAACACGUUUCGAAACUUCUUGACGAGCUACCCGUCUGUGUACGACCCGCUGGUCGCCGGCCAGACGCUGGAGAUGGAGAGGUCUGUCUCAGGGGAGAGCGGCACGUCCUCCGGCGCCGGCCGCACGUCGAGGUUCCUCAGGAUCGGCCGGUCCAUGUCCCGCAGCUCGAGCAUCAACAGACACAACAACAGUAACGACAGCCCCGGCGGCACGCUCUCGCCGACGACGUCCAACGACCUCUCUCCGGGGAGAGCGCUGUCGCCACGGAGAGCGCUGUCGCCGUUCCGUCUCUUCCACAACUCCCGCCACGGCCAAGGCUAGAUGUCUAGGCUGUCUAUUUACCACUACAUACAGGUACCGAUUAUAGAACGUUCUUUUUUUCCUCUUCUAUUUGUCCCUCGUGUCGUAGACAAUGGUCACGGGGCCGUCGUUGACCAGCGCCACGUCCAUCAUGGCGCCAAACUGCCCGUCCUGCACGCUCUCGACGCUGUGCAUGCCCUUCUUGAGCUGCGACAGGAACUCUGUGUACAGCUCCACCGCCGCGUGGCCCUUCUGCGCCUUGUGGAAGUCCGGCUUGGCACCCUUCUUCACGCUUGCAUAAAGCGUGAACUGCGACACCGACAAGAUCUCACCACGGAUAUCGACAAUGCUUUUCAUCCAUGGCUUGCCCACCCACUCCGUGUUUGUCCCAGCCGCCUGCUCCGCAUCCUCAAACAGCUUCAACUUCAACACCUUCGACGCCAGCUUCGUCACGUCCUCGACCGUGUCCUCCGUGCUGAUCCCAACGAGCA
Pichia membranifaciens NRRL Y-2026 is the source of this 1940-nucleotide messenger RNA. RefSeq lists its product as hypothetical. Lineage: Eukaryota; Fungi; Ascomycota; Pichiomycetes; Pichiales; Pichiaceae. Bases 157 to 1470 code for a protein of 437 amino acids. The transcript has a single exon. The record is from RefSeq and is a predicted model, not a curated record.